GUGAGCCCGGACAGGCCCGGAGCGUCUCCCAGCUCGGCUUUGUUGUUCAAAAUGGCGUUGAUGGACUGUCCUCGGCGGGGAGUGUGAUCACCCUGCACGCCGCCACCCAGCCGCCUCACACCCUGGUGAUUGCUGGGUGUGGAUGAAAUUGGCUUGCGUUUGCGCUUAGCCAUGCAUCGGGAUGAGGGCAGAUCAGCACCUUCCAUGAUUCUCGCUUUGUAUGGACUACCAGAUGGAACACUUUGAAAAAGUGGUAGAGAACACCUUUGCUUGGCUGAGUGGGUGUUGCCUUUCCCUUACUUGUGGCAGUCAUGGAUAGUCACUGGUCAUUGUAAUUGAGUGGUGCCAGAUAACAUGGCAGAUCUACCCGAGCAUAAGGAUGGGGGAGACAACGGGAAGCCAGACACUGCAGUAGCUCUGAAGGAAGGGUCUUCUGAGUUGCAGUGCACUUCUUCAGGAGUUUGUGGUGAUGACCUUCACCAAAGCAAAGGAUCAACACUUCUCCAGUCUUCAAAACUGCAUCAGAAUGAAUGUGGAAGUGUUAGUGUACACUCAUUGGAAGCAGAGGGUAGAAAGUCUUCUGAAGAGGCAGCAGAUAACCCAGGGAAGCUGGUGCUUGAGGAUGGAAGUGAUGGAAGUGAGGCACGAGAGAACUUUAAGAAACUGGAUGAUAUGGCUUGUAGUUUUGAUGAAUCCAAGCUAGCAAAAACUAGUGUGUCUCAGGCCAAGGAUCCUCCUGAUAAAGAGAAUGAUCAAGGUGUAGGGAAGCUUAUAUCGUCUGAGCAAAAUGAGUCUCCCCCUCAGGAAGAUGCCACAAAUGAAAUUCAGGCUGUUAGUACAAAAUCAUCAGAGACUACUGUAUCUUUGAAUAACAGUACCAGUGGGCAUCCACCACCUUGCACUCCACCAAUGUCUGAAGCUGCACACACUGGAGAUGAGUUAAAAGAGGCCAAUGCAUCCACAGAAACUGUUGUCCCCUCUACUCCUGGAUGUCAGGAGUCAUUAACAAGUUUAUCAAAACCCACCUCUUUAUCAGCAGUAAAGUUAUCUGAUUUGGAUCUAGAUUUAUCAAGCUUUGUAUCAAGUGAUCAUCAAGAAAAAUUAACAGAGGCUUUGGUAGAGUCACAGGGUUCCUCCAAAAGCAGCAUAAAUUUUGAGUCUGUAGAGCCAACUGGAGUUGAAGGUAGUUCAACUCGGUCAUCUUCCAUCUCUUCAACAAGUGACCUGUGUUCUGCAAGUGAAGUAGAGCACACUGUUAUUGAUGCCAUUCCCCAGUCCUAUUCUGUUACAUCUGCACCCACACAGAUAAGCAGCGUCCAGCAGGAACUGGGUAAUAAGAUGGCACUGUUGGUAAAUCAGAGUCAGUUUAAAAAGACUGAGGCUCACUCACAAACUAGUAAAACCCAGUGCCCACAAGAGUCUAUCUGUGCAGAAAAUAAGAGGCAGGAUAAAGUUGGUGAUGAAAAGGAUGGUGCUAUUAUUGAACAAGAGAAAAAUUGUAUGGGGAAUGAGGUGCCCGAUAAUUCAGGAAUUGUUACUGGUCAAAGUGAAAUGAAUGUGGAACGGAAUGAAAGCUGCAAUGACGUGAGUUUGAUGAGUGAAGCAGGUAUUGGAACACUGCCACUGAUAGUAGCCACUCGAUCUCUGUCUCAGGAACAGGAUGCAGAGAUGUCUACUGAAAAAAGGGAGCAAACGGCUCUAGCCUCCACUGAAACAAAUGCCACAAACAAAAAAAUAGUGCCGUUAUUAGAAUCUGAACCUCUCAAGCCAGUUACCAUUGGUAGCAGUUUACAGCCUCUGGAAUUGAUUCAGGAGGCAUCCAUGGUGGAGGACACUCCUAUCACUACAGACAUGGCCAUUAUUGAUAGUAGUGCUGAUGAAGCUGACAGUAUUGGUGGGCUGGUGAUAAAUAAUGUGAUUGGUGCAGCUGAUGGAGUGGUUGACUUUCAUCCUGAUGAUGUGGAAACAGAAAAGGAACUGACUGACAUCAGUGCAUCCGCUCCCCAGCUUGGAGAAGGUAGUGACUCCAGUGAUGAACAUGGACCUAGUGCCAAGAGGAGAAGGUUGGAGAAUGGACCAAAUGGUGUGGAGGAUAAGUCAAAUAGUGCAAAAAGAGUCAUUUUUAAGGUUAUUCCUGUGAAAAAUGGUCAUGGAGUGUGGGAUUCUCAGAAAUUACAGGAAGUCCUAUUAGCUAAAGGUACAAUUCUUCUUCAAAUUCAUGCAUCCAAGGAAAGCAUGGAACUGUUUGAAGCAGAGAAGGAUGAGAAAAAAGUAGACUUCACUGCCAUCAUGACAGAGACAAAGGAUGACGACCAUGACCAAAUGUCCUUUGGCAAUGUUGAGCCAGAGGGUGAUGACCCACUGGCCGUAGCAACCUCCCAUCCAUCCUUCAGCCGCCCCUUCUCACACUCCCAUAGACGCUCUACGGCCCUCCAGCCAGCCAUGUCAAGACCAGGAUUCAAGCAUCUGCAGACCCCACAGGAAUACCACAUGAAGAAUGAGGUGCUUGGCCUGCCACCACCACUGGAGUUUGAGGAGCCUCAGAUGGGCAAUCCAGACUGGUCAGGGAAGGAAUACUACGCUGGGCUCCUGCUACAGAAGAGGGCUGCCCCACCCUCCCAUUACCCUGCCCUGCUCCCAGCUCUGCCACCACCACCACCCAGGGGGCGGAAGAGGGGUCGCCCUCCUCUGGCCAGUCGAAGGGGAUUUCCUCCCUACACUCCAAGAGGCGGCCAUUGUAAGAUCCGCCCACUAGGGGGGCGACAUCCAGAGCCCAUCAAGUACAGGCCUCCUACUCCACCUCAUUUGUUUCUGUCCUCUCUCCUCAGACUUACCAAGUCUGUUAAUCUUUUUAACAAAAAUGAUUGCAAGAAACCUCCCAAACAGAGUGGAGAUUCAUCAAAAUGGGAUGUGUCAUCCCAUGGUGAGGCAAAGAAAGCUUCAGGAAAGCAGGCUGAGAAAGUUACACAAGAAGAGAACUCAGGAGGCUCACGUUCACAAGUAAUAAAGUGCGAAAAUGGUAAAGUUAGCCCAAAAACAGAAUCAGCUAACAAAAGAUUUUUGAUUAAGCUACCAUGUGAUUUUUGCCCCCUUGUAUUUAGAAAAAGAGCAUCCCUUCAUGCUCACAUCAAACAUAAACACAGAGGCAUGCAAGAAUGUCCUAUAUGUAAAGAAAAAAUUAAGGUAAAGAACAAGUAUGGUAUGAGGUUUCAUAUAUUGAAAAAUCACAAAGACCAACCUCAUUUUCAUUGUAAAAAGUGUGGGGAGUCAUUCAAAUUACAGCACCACUUGACAAACCAUGAAAGAUUAAAACAUGAACUUAUGGAAAGUGAUGAUGACACUGACCAAAAAUGUAACAUAGUGGAUAUGGAGAGGGAUUCUGAAGAAAGACAAAUUAAUGAAAAAAAUAGGGAACUUAAGGAGAAAGCAGAAAAAGAGGAAAGAGAGAAAAGAGAAAAGAGAGAAAGAGAGGAAAGGGAAAGAAGGGAAAAGGAAGAUAGAGAAAAGAAAGAAAAGUUGGAAAAAGAACUGAAAGAAAAACUUGAAAAAGAAAAGAAAGAGAAAGAAUUAAGUGAGAAGAAAGCAAAGGAAGAAGAGACAAAGAAAAGAAAAGCUGAAAGAGAAAGAUUAAAAGUUGAAGUGAAAAAGUCAAGGAAAGAGAAUGACCAUUGUAAAAAAGUGUCAGAAAAAAGGGUACCUGCAAGCAUUGGGAAGGGGAAAGUGAAGGACACAGGGACCAAUGUUAUUGCAAGCCGAGGAAGUGGCGCAAGAGGAAGUAGUGCGAAGGUUGUGUCUCGUGGUAAAGUGAUGAAUGUGAAACCUCCUAGUAAGACACCGUCGUCCAAGGGGUCGUCAACCAAUUCAGGUACGAGACUCCCAGCCAGAGUCACGCGCAAUAAGCAAAGGGGCAAGAUAGAGAGUGAAGAUGAUACCCAGAGUGAAAAGGACUCAGACUCAGAUAAUAAUGGCGAUGGCGAUACAGGGGACACUGAUGAUGAUGAUGAUGCCUCUUCCUCUUCCUCCUCUUCCUCCUCCUCUUCCUCCUCCUCCUCCUCCUCAUCCUCUUCCUCCUCUUCCUCUGCAUCAGAGGUUGUAGGGGAGAAGCUGUCUUGUGAUCAGUGCAAUUCAAGCUUCAAGAGUUCUCUUCAGCUUGAACGUCACCAAAAGGAAGCUCAUCGCCGAGCCACGAGAUCAAAAGUAGCUGUCAAAGCUCAAGAGGAAAUUCGCAAGGAAGAGGAGGAAGAGGAGGAGGUGGAGGAGAAGGAGGAGGAGGAGGAGGAGGAGGAGGAGGAGGAUUCUGAAGAAUCUGAAGAUGAAGAAGAAGAACUCCGGAAGGAAAGGGAAAGAAAAGAGAAGGAACGGAAAGCAAAAGAAAAAUCUUUAACUUGCAGAGUUUGUAAUAAAGUCUGUCGGAGUGAAUAUCAGCUAAGGCUUCACUUGCCAAUACACACCAUUGUAAGAAAAGUUCAAGGAGGGAAAAAAUCUUCUCAAAGCAAGGCAAAUGCUAGCAAGACUACUGAUAUUUCUGAAAAAAAAAUGCAGUCCUCGUCAGAUAAGUGCGGGGGAGAAUCUGCCAGAGUUCUCAGAAGCACUGCUACAACUGCUCAGAGCAAAAAGAAUUCUCCACCAACAAAAUCUGGUGCUAAGAAGGAUUCUAGUGAAGAAACUGAAAAGGAUAAGCGAGCUGUGCAGAAGGAGAAGUGUGAAUCUCAAAAAGAAAAAAAUGACAAGAAUGAGCAACCUUCAUACCUCUUAAAAGUUGGUUCUUUAUUCCGCUGUACAAAAUGUAAUGUCACUUUUAACAGGGAGAAAUCCAUGACUUACCAUAUGAAAAAAAUCCAUGAAACAUUGUACCCAUUCAGAGCAUGUGAGCACUGUGGUAAGAUAUUUCGAAGUUGUGGUCCUUAUAACAGGCAUGUAAUUAUUCACAAAGUCCACCACUGCCCUGAACCAAACUGUAAGGCCAAAUACCGCAAAAUGCUCCGCUUAAAGCAACACCAAAAGAGUGCUCAUACAAAUAAGCCGUACAGGUGUCAAAAAUGUAUUCACAUUUUUGCUAAGAAAUCAGAGCUGGAGAAGCACCGAGAAGCAGACCAUCCUAAAGUACCCACAGAUGAUGAUGAUGAUGAUGAUGAAGAGGAGGAGGAGGAGGAGGAGGAGGAGGAGGAGGAGGGGGAAGAGGAAGAGGAAGAAGAGGAAGAGGAAGAGGAGGAGAAGGGACAGGAGGAGGAAGAGGAAGAGGAGGAAGAAGAGGAGGAGGAAAGAGAGGAGGAAGGGGAAGAAGAGGAGGAAGAGGAAGAGGAAGAAAGGAAAAAGGAGAAAGACAAAGAGGAAAAGAAGAGUAUAAAAGAGGAAAAAGAAAGUAAAUCUGAUGGUGAAGUAAUGUCCCCAACAAAAAGAAGAGCCAGAUGUAUGCCUAUAUCUUACAAGGAACCAGAGGAUGAGGAUGAUUAUGUUCCCCAUAGGAGGAGUCAUGACAGGAGAAAGAACAUAGAAAAAAAGAGUCAUGUUGAAAAGAAAAGCAGCUUACCUGUGAAAAGUGAAGGUAAUAAGAUAGUAAAUUCUGAUAGCCUUGAUACUUUAAAGAAAACAAAGCUAAAUAUUCCAUUAGAAAAGGAAGAAAAUAAUAUUAAAAAAAUUACAAAAGUGAAUGAAAAAGUAACAAAGUGUAUGAAGAGUGAAGGCAAUAAUACAGUACUUCUCCCAGAGAGCACUUCAAUUGAUGAUAGCUUCUCGUCCACUGAGACGUCCCUGAAAAAUCUUAAAACGGUAAAAAAAGUUGUGCACAAGGCAUCACCCCCCAACAGCAAGAAAAACAAAGUGAAUCUCAGUUGGACAGCAGCAUUAAAAGCCCAAAUUCAGGCUGCCAAAUCAAGUUCAAAAAACUCGGCAAAAAAGAAGAGUAAAAGUAACUCUCCAAAGUUAAAGGCCAAGCCCAGUCAUGGACCUGUGGGAUUCAACCCAGUGAGUGCUCCUGAAUAUUCUCAAGGACAAGAGGCCCUUCCCUAUCCCAGUUACCUAGUGGCUGAAGACUCUAUGUUUAGUUUGGAUGAUAGUUCCCAGAUGGAUUUAAUUGGGGAUUAUUAUGGUGCACAGUACCCUCCCAGUGAAGAGAUUAGUGAUUUUGUACCUGAUGAUGACGAUAAUGGACCUGCAAAGAUAAUAGGGUUUGAUUCAUUUUAAUUGAGAUUUACUUAGUUUCUUUAUAUCAAUUGAUACCUCAUACAUAAAUAAAAAAAAAACUUGUAUAGUGCAAUACCAUUUGUAAAUAUUCUGGUACAGUGUGUGUGUGUGUGUGUGUGUGUGUGUAUGUAUGUGUGUGUGUGUGUGUGUGUGUGUGUGUGUGUGUGUGUGUGUGUGUGUGUGUGUGUGUGUGUGUGUGUGU
Molecule: messenger RNA, 6385 nt
Organism: Scylla paramamosain (green mud crab)
Lineage: Eukaryota; Metazoa; Arthropoda; Malacostraca; Decapoda; Portunidae
Product: axoneme-associated protein mst101(2)-like
Exons: 5
Coding region: 355-6183 (1942 amino acids)
Biological process (GO): regulation of transcription by RNA polymerase II
Cellular component (GO): chromosome; nucleus
Molecular function (GO): RNA polymerase II cis-regulatory region sequence-specific DNA binding; chromatin insulator sequence binding; DNA-binding transcription activator activity, RNA polymerase II-specific
Source: RefSeq, a predicted model, not a curated record